Electrophorus electricus (electric eel) is the source of this 4577-nucleotide messenger RNA. The record is from RefSeq and is a predicted model, not a curated record. NCBI's taxonomy places the organism in Eukaryota, Metazoa, Chordata, Actinopteri, Gymnotiformes, Gymnotidae.
UCUCUAAAGGCUUUAACUUGACGCACCAGCAGGCUUAACCUGUGCAAGACCUCGCCGCCAAGGAUAUUAUUUUCAUCUCUUGCCUUUAUGAACGGGGCCGUUUUAAAUAUAUGUGUAAAUAUGAAUGAAUUAAGCCCGAAAACAUCAGCGCUGUUAAUGACGACAUUGAAACGGCCACUGUGCGUCGCGGAACUAGAACUGUCCGUUUUCCUCCAGAUGGUGGCAGAAGUCAACUCACGUUAAACUCUCAUCCCUCCGGUUCGCCGUUGUACACACAUGAGAGACGAGCCUGGAUCAACACUGGAGUGUCCUAUUAAAACGAAGUCUUAAGGCACCGCAUUCUCUCUAUCCGCCUUACCUGGAACCACUGAUCUGUGGGAGGCUGGUUUGGAUUACACUACGCGGGGAUGAAAGACUUCAGUUAGCGCACCUCGGUCCCAAAUGCCGUUAGAGAUGUAGUGUGGAGACAGAUACCUAUGAUAGCCGCGUUCACUGCGUUACUGAGUCCUCUGCAUCGCUCGGCGGCCCGAAACCCAAAAUGUCUACCAGAACGCCUUUACCCACUGUCAAUGAGCGUGAUGCCGAAAAUCACGCAUCACCGGACGGCUUCCCGGAGGUGCCGGCACCCCCCACCCAGUCGGCCAGUCGCCAGAGCCUGCCUCGGUGCCGCAGCUCGCUCAGCUCCAGCGUGGAUGAGCACCCACAUGUGGGCAACUACCGCCUGCUCAAGACCAUCGGCAAAGGCAACUUCGCCAAGGUCAAGCUUGGACGCCACGUGCUCACCGGCAGGGAGGUGGCUGUGAAGAUAAUAGACAAAACUCAGCUGAACCCCACUAGCCUACAAAAGCUCUUUAGAGAAGUCCGAAUAAUGAAGGUAUUGAAUCAUCCAAAUAUAGUGAAGUUGUUUGAAGUAAUUGAAACGGACAAGACACUUUAUCUAAUAAUGGAAUAUGCCAGUGGAGGCGAGGUGUUUGACUACUUGGUGGCCCAUGGCAGGAUGAAGGAGAAAGAAGCCAGGGCAAAGUUUCGGCAGAUCGUAUCUGCAGUGCAGUACUGCCAUCAGAAGAGAAUAGUGCAUAGGGAUCUGAAGGCGGAGAACCUGCUGCUGGACGCCGACAUGAACAUCAAGAUUGCCGACUUCGGCUUCAGCAACGAAUUCACGGUGGGCAGCAAGCUGGACACAUUCUGCGGCAGCCCACCCUACGCUGCGCCCGAGCUCUUCCAGGGCAAGAAGUAUGACGGGCCCGAGGUGGACGUCUGGAGCCUGGGGGUCAUCCUCUAUACACUGGUCAGCGGCUCGCUGCCCUUUGAUGGACAGAAUCUGAAGGAGCUGCGAGAACGAGUGUUGAGAGGGAAGUACCGCAUCCCGUUCUACAUGUCCACUGACUGCGAGAACCUCCUUAAGAGGCUCCUGGUGCUGAAUCCCGUCAAGCGCGGCAGUCUGGAGCAAAUAAUGAAGGACAGGUGGAUGAAUGUGGGCCACGAGGAAGAGGAGCUGCAGCCUUACUCAGAGCCACAGCCUGACUUCAACGACACCAAGAGGAUUGAGCUGAUGGUGACUAUGGGAUUCCCCAAGGAUGAGAUCACAGAGGCCCUCAUGGGACAAAAGUAUGAUGAGGUCAUGGCCACUUAUCUCUUAUUGGGCAGAAAACUUCCAGAGUUUGAAGGCAGUGAGUCUCUGUCCAACAGUAACCUGUGUCCCAGGCCCCGCCCCACCAGUGACAUCAACAGCAGCACGAGCCAAUCCCCUGCUCACUCCAAGGUCCAGCGCUGCAUAUCAGCCAAUCAAAAGCAGCAGCGGCGGUUCAGUGAUCAUGGUGGGGAUGACAUACAGCCAAUGGGUCCCCCCGUCCCGCCAGCCAUGGGCUACACCAAGCGCGCCCCAGCUAGUGGUGUGGAGAGCGAACAGAAGGAUGAAUGGGACAGCUCACGCAAACUGCUUGGCUCCGCCCCCAAGGCCGACGCACCGCCGUCACCCCUGGCUGCGCAGGAUAGGAGGAAGACAGCUGCCGGCGCCGGAACGAAUGGAGGCAUGGCUCGCAGGAACACGUAUGUGUGUGAGCGCUCAGCCGACCGCCACUCAGCCGUCCCCAACGGCAAAGACAGCAGCCUGACUGAGGUCUCUGGCAGCGCCGUGUCGGCUGGCGUCACGGCGACGGCCCUGGCGUCUGCCAGGCCACGACACAUCAAGUGCAUGUCCGCCUCCAGCUCCUCUUCCAAAACUGUCCUGCCCCCGAUAGAGGACAACAGCGAGUACAAGGCAAGUUCCAGCCCACGUCCUCCUUCCACAUCGCCGUCGGCGCACAGCAUCAGCACCCCGGAGCGCACACGCUUCCCGCGUGGCACCACCAGCCGCAGCACAUUCCACGGCGCGCAGCUGCGUGACCGCCGCAGCGCCACGUACAAUGGGCCGCCUGCCUCGCCAACACUCUCGCACGACACGGGCGCGUUGGCACCUGCUCGCAGGGGCACCUCCACGGGCAUCAUCAGCAAGAUCACCUCCAAGUUUGCACGCAGAGCUCUUUCUUUCAGGAUUUCCAGGAGGGCACCGAGUGAAGGAGAGACCAGUGGCAAGACAGAAACACCAAGGAGCACAUCAGCCGAGUCGAGGGAGGAGGGCCGCGACUCCAAGCCGCGCUCCCUGCGCUUCACGUGGAGCAUGAAGACCACAUCAUCUAUGGAACCUGGCGACAUGAUGCGUGAGAUCCGUAAGGUGCUGGACGCCAAUGGCUGUGACUACGAGCAGCGCGAACGCUUCCUGCUCUUCUGCGUGCACGGCGAUGCCCGCCAGGACAGCCUGGUCCAAUGGGAGAUGGAGGUGUGCAAGCUACCCCGCCUCUCACUCAACGGCGUGCGCUUCAAGAGGAUAUCGGGCACAUCCAUUGCCUUCAAGAACAUCGCCUGCAAGAUCGCCAACGAGUUGCAGCUGUGAGGCCAGGCUCAUGGAACCCUGGGGGCAUGUGGGCCCCACCCCCCCCACCCCUCCGGAGUGGGGCUGGGAUGACACAGCUCUCGCAGGCUUGGGUUCGAGGACUGCAGUGGUAAGUGUCACAUCUCCAGCAGCCAGACCUGCGGCACUAUCCUAAUAACACUGAGCGUUGGCAGCAAGAGAACACCGCCCAGCACUCAUUCCACACCUGCACCAUUAACUUUUAGUCCCAAAAAUAGCAUUGGGUCCGUCAUCUUACAGUCUGAUUAAAGUGGCAGACGAUAGUAUUUAUCGGGUAUGGACUGUAAUUACAUGUUGUGUGAGUGUGGCUCUCUCCCAUUGGUAUUUGGAUGGGUGGGUGUGGGCGUCCUGUGCAACAGCCGCCAUGUAGAAUGUAGAGGGUACUGCUUUGUAAGUGUAGAGCUACCAUUAUGGCCAAUCCAUUGGAACAUGAAAACCCUAAGCUCUAAUUCACUAAACAACACUUCCUGCUCAACAAUAUUUAAAAAUGCAGAAGCUCAAUGAGCAUGCCUGCAAUGUUUUUUUUUCCUCACCUGCCUUUAUAAAGGUAUAGUUUUAAUCAAAAAUGUUAGCAUUGCUAAAAAUUAGUGAAGGUUAAUACCCACCAGAUCAGCAUUAUGCAAAUAUGAUUAAGCUAAUUUGUAGCUACUGGUUUUCACUGAUUAUUACGCAUGAUGGCAUAUAUGAACAAAUUAAAAGGUUCCAGGCAUAUAUAUACACCUGCAGGGGGUGCUAUUGCCUGUCAGGAAUGCCAUUCUUCAUUUACAAAAGCAAAAUGUCAGAACAGCUGAGCUGUGGAGAACUCUAGCUGUAUUUUAUUUUUGAAAGCAAGGAACAAUACUUUCAGUAAAAUCAAGCGCUUGUACACUCGACUAUAGUUGAGGUAAAGAUAUCUUCUCAAUUACAGGACAUUAUUACUUGAUUUUAAAAGGUGAUAGCUUCAUCCAUUUCUCCCAGGAGACCCGUUUGCUGCACCUUUUAAUACCUGAUUUACAUGAGUUUAAUUCUGUUGGCUGAGCUACCAAAUUACAAUUGUUUCUGAUGUGUACAGUUUAAUAUAUAGACAGUCAUUGCUCUUUGUCAUUGGCUCUAUGCUGUAUUAUAUGAUUAUGCAUUUACCAUUUGCAGGUACUGUAUGGAUUGGGUUUGAUUUCUGUACAGGAGAACAAAAACCUUGAUGUUUCAGUACGAUUUUACCAUUUUAGUUGUUUCUUAUUGUUACUGACAUUGGUUAGAACCUUAACCAUUGUUUUCUUAUUGCUACUGACAUCGGUUAGAACUUUAACCUUCGCUCUGUGAAUUUUUUGUUAAUCUCACAUAAAUGGUCGUUCUUAGAUCAAGGUUUUAUUUUAGGAACAGAUCGUCCACUUGAUUUUUUUUUUAAGACCGUUGGAAUGGUCACGAUGGAUGAUGCCAGGGGCAUCUAAAAUCAAAUGGGAGCUGUGUCAGAUAAAUCAUUUACAUUUCAGAACAAGAAUGAAAUGCACUACAUUCUGUAUUUUUGCUGAGCAGAACUACUGAGUGGCACCAAGGCCUCCAGUAUAAUUGCACAAACUGGUAAAACGGUGGAAGAUAGAUCCACGUUGAUAUUUGUGUGUGUGUGUGUGUGUGUGUGUGUGUGUGUGUG